UCUAUGCUCAAAAUAAAUAGCACAUUGGUACAUUUGCUUUGCCUGGCAACAUUCGAUAAAAUGUCAAGUGUCAUCUUUUAAAAAAGUUUCUUUUUCCGGUGGUGUCCUUUCUCGGACGCCCGAUUCCUAAAUAGAUUUUAGGGAUAAAUUAAAAUGGGUUUCGUGAAAGUUGUGAAGAACAAGCAAUACUUCAAGAGGUACCAAGUUAAGUUCAAGAGGCGUCGUGAGGGAAAAACCGACUACUAUGCCCGUAAACGCCUUGUUGUACAAGACAAGAACAAGUACAACACACCCAAGUACCGCCUGAUCGUCCGUCUGUCCAACAAGGAUGUGACCUGCCAGGUGGCAUACUCCCGCAUUGAGGGUGACCACAUUGUGUGCGCUGCCUACUCCCACGAACUGCCACGCUACGGCGUCAAGGUUGGUUUGACAAACUAUGCUGCUGCCUACUGUACCGGGCUGCUGCUUGCAAGAAGACUGCUCCAGAGGCUCGGCCUUGACUCCCUUUACAGUGGCGCCACUGAAGUCACUGGUGACGAAUACAACGUAGAACCCGUAGACAAUGGCCCAGGCGCUUUCAGAUGUUACCUUGAUGUUGGUCUGGCACGUACCACCACUGGAGCUCGUGUCUUUGGCGCCAUGAAGGGAGCAGUUGAUGGUGGCCUAAAUGUCCCUCAUUCCAUCAAGAGAUUCCCUGGUUAUGACGCUGAAGCAAAGAAAUUCAAUGCUGAAGUACACAGAGCACACAUCUUCGGUCUACACGUGGCUGAAUACAUGCGCAGUCUUGAGGCUGAUGAUGAAGACUCCUUCAAGAGACAGUUCGGCAAAUACAUCAAACUUGGUGUUACUGCUGAUGCUAUUGAAGCCACUUACAAGAAAGCACAUGAAUUGAUCCGCGCCGACCCAUCUCACAAGAAGAAGGAAGCCAAGAAGGACCCUGGCAAGCAGAAGCGCUGGAACAAGCGCAAGCUGACCCUGGCCGAGAGGAAGAACAGGAUCAAGCAGAAGAAGGCUUCCUAUAUCAAGAAGCUCCAGGCUCAGGCGGAGGCGUAGGCUAUAACAUCAAUAAAUGCCUAUGUAAUCUAAA
This is a messenger RNA of Helicoverpa zea (corn earworm), 1087 nucleotides long. It is a transcript of the gene RpL5, whose product is annotated as 60S ribosomal protein L5. Gene Ontology annotation, cellular component: cytosolic large ribosomal subunit; ribosome. The record is from RefSeq and is a predicted model, not a curated record. Gene Ontology annotation, molecular function: 5S rRNA binding; structural constituent of ribosome. Bases 154 to 1053 code for a protein of 299 amino acids. Lineage: Eukaryota; Metazoa; Arthropoda; Insecta; Lepidoptera; Noctuidae. The transcript is spliced from 7 exons. Gene Ontology annotation, biological process: translation; ribosomal large subunit assembly.